Trametes versicolor FP-101664 SS1 is the source of this 351-nucleotide messenger RNA. RefSeq lists its product as uncharacterized. Bases 1 to 351 code for a protein of 116 amino acids. The transcript is spliced from 3 exons. The record is from RefSeq and is a predicted model, not a curated record. Lineage: Eukaryota; Fungi; Basidiomycota; Agaricomycetes; Polyporales; Polyporaceae.
AUGUCUGCCUCAGCACCCACGCUCAACUACUACCACGUUUACGCGCAAGACCUGCCGAACGCCCAGCGGGCGAAGCAUACUGAGGCGCAUCUAGUGCAGAACACGCCCCUGAUUCAAAGUGGGGUCAUCAGGGCCGGGGGCGGGCUGUUGCGCCCCGAAUCCAACUCGUCGGAUCCCGACGCACGGCAGAACAUUGUCGGCUCUUUCAUCAUCAUCCAAGCCGAGAGCAUGGAGGCUGUAUGGGAGAUACUCAACAAGGAGAUUUUCUACACGUCCGGCGAAGUGUGGGAUCGCGAAAAACUCUCCGUGGUGCCCGUGUACGUGCCCUUCAAGGAGGCGAAGUUUGAGUAG